AUGACGAUCAAUAGGUGGUUCCUGGAGAUCUGUCCUCAUUCCUGUUUUGCAGGAAACGCCACCUCCGUUUUCCACCCUGGAGCGAGCUGCAACGUGUCCUAUGAGGAGAGCCGUGUGUUCCUGGUGUCGGUGUACAGCUCUGUGUGCGCGCUGGGCAUCCCAGCCAACUUCCUGACGGCGUGGCUGACGCUGCUGCAGGCGCUGCAAGGCAACGUGCUGGCCGUGUACCUCUUCUGCUUGGCGCUGUGCGAGCUGCUCUAUGCCAGCACUCUCCCGCUCUGGAUCCUCUACAUCCAGAACCAGCACCACUGGGUGCUGGGCCCGCGGGCGUGCAAGGUCACCGCCUACAUCUUCUUCUGCAACAUCUACGUCAGCAUCCUCUUCCUCUGCUGCAUCUCGCUUGACCGGCUCUGUGCGGUGGCCUACGCCCUGGAGAGCCGAGGAUGCCGCCGCCAGAAGACGGCCAUCUACACCUCCGUGUGCGUCUUCCUGCUCGUGGGGCUGGUCCACGUGCCUGUGUUUUACAUGAAGGAGGAGCGGACCUGCUUUGAGGAGCUGCCCACCCGCACCAUCAGCGUGUAUUACUACCUGCGCUUUGUCUUUGGCUUCGCACUUCCUCUCGUCUUCAUCGCCUUCAACACCCAGCUCAUGCUCCGGAGCAUCCGGCGCAGCAUGGGCCUGAGCGAAGCGCGCAAGGCCAAGGUGAAGCGCUUCUCAGUGGCCAUCGUCCUCAUCUUCCUGGUCUGCUUCGCCCCCUACCACGUGGUGCUCUUCAUCAAAGCCUUGGCCGUCUCCCUCUAUGGAGCGGAUGUGGAUGCUGUGUGCACCGUGGAGAGAAGCCUGUACACGGCCUCAGUGGUGUUCCUCGGCUUGGCCACGGUCAACAGCGUGGCCGACCCCAUCAUCUACAUGCUGGCCACUGAGCAUUCCAGGCAGAAAGUGUCCCAAAUCCACAGGGAGUGGAGAGCCUGGGCCACCAGGGCCGACCACACCAGGCUCACCAGCUCCAAGGACAUGGGGACCCCCAUGUCCCCCAGUGACCUCGCCAGCUGCCAAAGUGGCUGA
Molecule: messenger RNA, 1065 nt
Organism: Elephantulus edwardii (Cape elephant shrew)
Lineage: Eukaryota; Metazoa; Chordata; Mammalia; Macroscelidea; Macroscelididae
Gene: GPR132
Product: G protein-coupled receptor 132
Exons: 3
Coding region: 1-1065 (354 amino acids)
Biological process (GO): G1/S transition of mitotic cell cycle; negative regulation of G2/M transition of mitotic cell cycle; G protein-coupled receptor signaling pathway
Cellular component (GO): membrane
Molecular function (GO): G protein-coupled receptor activity
Source: RefSeq, a predicted model, not a curated record